AUGCGGAAGACCAUCUGGGCCCUCCUGGGCCUGGGUGUGUUGCCCCAGUCUCUAGCGGCCGAUACCCUGAGUACCAAGGGUUUCAAUCUGUGCAUGACCGAUUCCGACAUCAAGGUCACCAAUCUCGAUGUCGUCUACACUCGUUCUACCAAGGAAGUCGUCUUCGAUGUGGCUGGUACCAACUCGAAGCGACAGAAUGUCACCGCCUCUUUGACGGUGACUGCCUAUGGCAAUCAAAUCUACAGCAAGACUUUUGACCCGUGUGGCGACGAGGUCCACGUUGAUAAGCUUUGCCCCGUCCCCUCUGGCUCCUUCUCGGCCCAAGGAAGCAUCGUUGUCCCGGAAAACUACGCCAGCCAGAUCCCUUCUAUCGCCUUCAACAUCCCCGAUCUGGACGGACAGGCCAAGUUGACACUAACGUCCAAGGACACCGAUGAGGACGUGGCAUGCGUCGAGUCCGAGCUGUCUAAUGGAAAGUCCACGAGUAUUAAGGCUGUGGCCUGGGCCUCAGCCGGUAUCGCGGCGGGCGCUCUUGCGCUGAGCGGUAUCUCUGCACUCGGUGCAGCCGGUCAUCCCGGCGCCCACUCCUCUAGCCCGGGCUUCGGUGAUGUGAUGGGUUGGUUCCACAGCAUGGCCACCAACGGCAUGCUGAGUGUCGCCUACCCUACCGUCUACACCAGCUUCACCAAGAACUUCGCCUGGAGCACCGGUUUGAUUUCAUGGGGAGGCAUGCAGAACUCGAUUGAUUCUUUCCGACGAGCCACCGGCGGCAAUUUGACCCAAGAUAACUAUGUCUACCUGACCAGCUUGAGUGACUCGUCAUCAAACGGCAGCUCGUCGACCAAGCGGAGCUUGAACUUGAUGCUCCGUGCUGUCGACCUCGUGCCCCGCUCCAUGGAUUUGUCCGAUUCGAGCUCUUCAAACGGCUCUUCAAGCAGUGGCAGUAGCAGUCUCUUCUCGGUUUCCGGGAUCAAGAGCGCUGCAGAGGAGGCCAUGAUUCCUUCCGCCAAUGUCUUUAUGACCGUUCUCCUGGUUUUCGCCAUUGUCGUCGCCGUUAUCGUUGUCGGCAUUCUCCUUCUGAAGAUUAUCCUGGAAACAUGGGCAUUGUACGGCAAUUUCCCCAAGAAGUUGUCCAAUUUCCGCAAGGACUACUGGGGUAUUAUGGCUCGCACCAUCACCAACAUGAUUCUCGUUUUGUACAGUAUCUGGGUGCUGUACUGUAUCUACCAGCUCCGAAAUGGUGAUUCAUGGGCAGCCAAGCUGUUGGCUGCGGUGACUCUCGUUGUUUUCACGGCCGUUUUGGCCUUCUUUGGGUGGCGCAUUAUCCACAUGGCCCGCAAGUACAAGAAGGCCGAGGGUGAUGCCACUUCUCUCUACGACAACAAGGACACCUGGCGCAAGUACAGUCUGUUCUAUGACAACUACAAGAAAGACUUCUGGUGGCUGUUUGUGCCGAUCAUCGUGUAUGCUCUGGCCAAGGGCUGUAUCAUUGCCGGUGCCCAAGGUCACGGUCUGGCUCAAAGCGCCGGCCAAUUGGUUGUUGAAGCUCUUCUAUUGAUCCUCCUCCUGUGGAACCGUCCCUACGCCACCAAAUCGUCCAUGGGCAUCAACAUCACCAUCCAGAUCGUGCGGGUUCUGUCAAUUGCCUGUGUGUUGGUCUUUGUGGAGGAGCUGGGACUCUCCCAAACCACCAAGACCGUGACUGGUAUCGUCCUCAUUGUCCUCCAGUCUACUCUGACUGGUGUGCUCGCAAUUCUCAUUGCCGUCAAUGCCGUCAUCACUUGCAUUCGCGAGAAUCCUCACGCCAAGCGGAGAAAGGAAGCCGAGAAAAACAACCGUGACCUCGACGACCUCACCCCCUUGGAUGCACGAGAAUCUCUCUUGAUCGAGCACCCUCAAAAGAGGGACUUCACCGAGAUGAGCAAGUUCAACUUCACUGGGCCCUACGAACCCUAUCGGGACCUACCUCACCGAUCCAAUUCCACAGGCAGCAACGAACGUCUGGUGUAUGCCGACUACGGUGUAGCACACACCCGCAACUCGAGCCAACAAUCCCGACACAGUGGUCGCCGCAGCCCAUCGCUCGAAGGCCGUCAACCGACCAAGCCCGGCUACGGCAUGGCGUACUAG
This is a messenger RNA of Penicillium cinerascens, 2130 nucleotides long. Its product is annotated as transient receptor potential ion channel family protein. The record is from RefSeq and is a predicted model, not a curated record. The transcript has 2 exons. The coding region runs from base 1 to 2130 and encodes 709 amino acids. NCBI's taxonomy places the organism in Eukaryota, Fungi, Ascomycota, Eurotiomycetes, Eurotiales, Aspergillaceae. Gene Ontology annotation, biological process: transmembrane transport; fungal-type cell wall biogenesis.